UCUCAAAAAUUUUAAAUAAAAUUUUUAAAUUGAAACUUAAUUUACAACAUCAAAUUUCAGAGCACAAACAAUUAUGCGCUUCCAAAUAAAAAAAAAUAAAAUAUUUAAUUUAAAUUCACCACUAAACUUUGAGUGUGUGAGUAUGUGGGAACCCACCUGCUGCAAAUUGUAAAUAGUAAUCACUUUUCGAAAAUAUAAACAAUAAAAUAUGGAUAACGAAGACUUUGAUAGCUUUUGUAGUAAAAUUUUAAAUUAUAAAACAAAUAUCAGCUUAAAAGUGUAUCAUCGGACAAAACUUGAAAAAAAUUUCAAAUAUGCUGAAGUGCUUGAAAGUGCUACAUAUAUCCAAAACAUUUUGGCAAACCUUAAAAUUCCACAAAACAGUCGAAUCGGCCUUUGCGUUCCUUCUAGGCCUGAAAUUGUUCCAAUCAUAUUGGGCAUUUUAAAGGCGAAAAACACAUUCUGCCCCAUAGUUUCCAAAGUUAACCUGGAUGAUCUAAUAAAAAAUAUUGUAAAAUUGAAAGCAGAUUAUAUUAUACUAUGGAUAACAAUUGAGCAUUCUAGUUUUACUUUAAAAAGAACGUUUAAAGUUUUUGGGACAAACUUUUAUAUUUACCGAGUUCAUGAUUUAGGGUUCAAUUCAAAAACAAAAUAUAACUAUUGUUAUUGUAUAACAACAUCUGGGACAACAGGAUGUCCUAAAAUUAUUGCAGUGCCUUGGAAUUGCAUAUGGUCUAAUAUUAAAAGUUUAAGUGCAAUUUAUAAUAUUAAAAGCACAGACGUCAUCAUACCAACCUCUCCACCUACUUUUGAUCCAUUUAUAUUAGAUAUAUUCUUGGGACUUAAUAAUGGAGCAAGUUUACUUUUUACGUCUAACAUUGUUCAUGAUAUUUCAAUAUACUUUCAAGACAUAUUCAAUAAAAAUCAACUUGGAGCAUCAGUAAUGCAGAUAACACCUUCAGUAUUUCAAACUUUUAGCGAAAAUACUGUGAAAUUUCUUUUAUUUGAGAAUUCAUCUCUAAGAAUUUUAACUUUUGGCGGUGAACCAUUUCCACACUUGAAAUAUUUUAGAAAUCCCAACGGCAAUCUUAAAAAAUCGCCGAAAAUUAAAAUUUUCAAUAUAUACGGUAUUACAGAAGUUUCCUGUUGGGCUACUUUACAUGAAGUUAACGAUAUGAAUGAUCCGUUUAAAAUACCAAUAGGAAAAGUUAUGGAUCCCGAUACAAUAUUAGAAGUAAGAAAGUGUAACUCAAUUGUAUGCACUAAUGAUAAAUCUUUUGGCGAGCUGCAUAUUGGAAGUAAAACACGUAAAUGUCUUAUAGAAGAUGAAAACGAAAUAGAAAUAUUUGAACCGGAAAAAAUAAUUUUUCGAAGCACUGGUGAUAUAGUUGAAAAUUUGAAUGGAGAAAUGUACUAUAGAGGAAGAAUAAAUUCGAUCAUUAAAAGAUUUGGACAUAAUAUUGACACAUCUGUGAUUGAAAAUAAAUUUCUUGAAGAAUCUACCAUAAGAAGUGUAUGUUGUAUAUUUGAUGAAACGAAACAUGAAUUGCUGGUCUUUCUGAUAGCAAAACAAAAUUUUAAUCCUCAAAUUUGUCUCAAUAAAUUAAAAAUUGUUGAAAAACCUAAUACAAUAGUGCUAUCAGAUGAAUUUCCUGUAAAUCAAAAUGGGAAAAUUGCGAAGGAUGUUUUAUUGCGGAAGUAUCGCAGUAAAACUGAUAGCUUCCGAAAUUUUAGUGUUUUGAAUACAUUUGAUGUAGUUAUAAAACAUAUCAGCAAUAUCUCAAAAAUUUCUUCAGAAUUUUUAGUAAAUUUGUUGAAGUGCAAAAAAACUGCAAAUAAAAAAUUAAAAACUGUUUUAAAUUCCUCUUUUUUAUCUCUCGGAGGAACUUCUAUAGACAUUCUUAAUUUAGUAAGUGAAAUUGAAACUCUUCAACAACGUUCAUUGGAUCCCAAAAUUAUGGAAAUGUUAUUUGACAAUAAUUGUCCGGUGUCGGAAAUUCUAAAUUAUAUUGAGAAUUUAAAUGAAAGUCCUUUACAAGAAAGUGAAAGUGAAAUUAUAGAAGAUUAUUCAAUACAAACAAACUUCUUAUGGAAAUUUGACACAAAAAAAUGUAUCGAUGCUAGUCCUACUUUUCAUAACAAUUAUAUUACAGUUGGCUCUCAUUCUCAUAUGUUAGCCAACCUGAAUUACAAAAGUGGUGAUAUUAUUUCAGUUCUUACACUUCCUGACAGAAUCGAAAGUCAAGUGACAUUUUAUAGAGAAACAGAUUACGACCAUGGUAUUGUAGGUUGCUAUGAUGGAUAUUUGUACAAAUUUGACCCAGCGAAUGGUUUAUUGAUCAACAAAUUCUAUUCACGUGGAAUGAUUAAAUCAAAAUGUUUAGUAAUUGAAGAGUUUGUAAUAUUUGGUAAUUACGGCGAAAAAGAAAAUCUGUUUUGUUUGAACAGAAAGGAUCUUUCUUUGAAAUGGUCAUUGAGAUUAGGAAGUAAAGGAAUUCUUUCUUCACCAAUUAAAGUAGAAGAAAACUUAAUUCUUGUCUGCACUUUAGAUGGAACUGUCUCUUCAUUUGAUAUUGAAAGCGGAGAACAGCAAUGGUUUAUUAAGUACGCGAAUCCUAUAUUUUCCACUAGCACAUAUAUUAAUGAAUUAAAUGUGAUAUUACUCUCAGAGGUUAAUGGUAUGCUUCAUUUACUUUCAAAGGAAGGACUCGAACAAUCAUCAUUCAAAGCAGAUGGCAAUAUUUUUUCAUCAUUUGAAAUACAAAAAUUAGAUAACCAAAUAUUUGCUUACUUUGGUUGUUACGAUUGUAAUGUAUAUUGUGCUAAAAUUCAACAAGAUAGCAUUGAAAUAAUCAAAAAAAUUAAAUUACAAUCAUCAAUUUACUCAACACCAAAAUCAAUUUCAAUCAAUGAUACAUAUUUUAUUGUUAGUUGUUCUUCUCUUGGCAUUAUUAAUAUUCUAGAUAUAAAAUUAGAAAAAGUUAUUAAAAAAUUAAAAUUGAAUGGUGAAAUAUUUUCAAGUCCGUUAUUUGUCGAUGAUAAACUUUACAUUGGAUGUCGGGACAAUCAUUUAUAUUGCAUUGAAUUUCGGAUUAAUUUACCUUUAACUUGA
Molecule: messenger RNA, 3112 nt
Organism: Condylostylus longicornis
Lineage: Eukaryota; Metazoa; Arthropoda; Insecta; Diptera; Dolichopodidae
Gene: Aasdh
Product: beta-alanine-activating enzyme
Exons: 5
Coding region: 209-3112 (967 amino acids)
Biological process (GO): amino acid activation for nonribosomal peptide biosynthetic process
Molecular function (GO): protein binding
Source: RefSeq, a predicted model, not a curated record